Molecule: messenger RNA, 835 nt
Organism: Cololabis saira (Pacific saury)
Lineage: Eukaryota; Metazoa; Chordata; Actinopteri; Beloniformes; Belonidae
Product: DELTA-sagatoxin-Srs1a-like
Exons: 3
Coding region: 255-764 (169 amino acids)
Biological process (GO): pore complex assembly; cytolysis in another organism; monoatomic cation transport
Cellular component (GO): pore complex
Molecular function (GO): channel activity
Source: RefSeq, a predicted model, not a curated record
UCCUCGGGGCUUCCCUCCCACCAUCCGUCUGCUGCAGCUGACUCAGUCUGCUGAGAUCCUCUCCACCAGAACCACGACCAGAACCAGGACCAGGACCAGGACCAGGACCAGGACCAGGACCAGGACCAGGACCAGGACCAGAACCAGAACCAGGACCAGGACCAGAACCAGGACCAGGACCAGAACCAGAACCAGGACCAGGACCAGGACCAGGACCAGAUCUGCUGAGAUCGUCUCCACCAAAGACCUGCAGGAUGUACGGAGCGGCUCCACACGUGGAAGUCCCGAGCCGCCAGUGCCUGGUGGAGAUCCAGAACAAGAGCUCCUGCUGCUCCCUGACCGACCCUCGCGUCCACCUGGUCAGCGGCAGCAGCGAGGCUCCUCUGCCGCCGAUGCUCAAGCCGUCCGAAGCCGGAAGCGCUCGCUUCGUAAAGUCGGUGGGGGCGCGCGGGUCGGUGGGCGUCUUCACCUACGACCUCGUCCACCAGUCCAGCAAACAGCACGGGGGCAAGAUGGCCGUCAUGUUCUCCGUCCCCUACGACUUCAACCUGUACUCCAACUGGUACGCCGUGGGGAUGUUCGGCGGGGACCAGCCCUGCGAUAAGGACCUGUACGAGCUGAUGUACAAGGGCGGGGAGAAGGGCUUCGUCCGGGGCAAAGCUAAGGGGCCCGGGCUGACCCACAGGAUGGACCGGGUCACCGUCAGGGCCACCAUGUCCGACAGCUACCGGCCCGUCCUGAAGGUGGACGUCUGCGACAACUGACACCCUGUUUCAGACCAGUUACCCCAGUGCUGGAAAGGAAUCUGUCAAAAAUCAUAAAGAUUGUGCACUUG